Archocentrus centrarchus (flier cichlid) is the source of this 2474-nucleotide messenger RNA. RefSeq lists its product as uncharacterized. NCBI's taxonomy places the organism in Eukaryota, Metazoa, Chordata, Actinopteri, Cichliformes, Cichlidae. The transcript has 7 exons. The coding region runs from base 1329 to 2393 and encodes 354 amino acids. The record is from RefSeq and is a predicted model, not a curated record.
ACACGAAUUCAAGUUUGUGGGUACCAGUAGAAAAGUGUUGAAAUGACGUCACAGGGCGGAGUAAUCGAUCCGCCAUGGCGGAGUAGUCGAUCCGCCAUUAUAACACAGCAUGCGCCAAAUUCAAAGAUGGCUGAGGACAGUGGACCGCUUGGAGCUACCAGCUCAGGUGACGUGUCACAGGUAAGCUAAAUAACGUGUGUAUCCAGUAUUUAUAUAGAUAUAUUAAGAGAAAAUGUUCUAGUUAAAGUAAUAUACAGUUUUUGGACUUACAGACUUACUGCAGACUAUAGUUUGUAAGCUAACAACAUGCCGGUGAGCUAAGUUAGUGCUAGCAUUACUAGCAUUAGAAGUUGGCUCGUGCUAAAUAGCACUGACCUGCAAAUGAUAAAAUAUUUAUUUUGAGACAGUGUUGAUUAAAAUGCAACUUUUAUGGUUUUAUCAUUUGCAUUAUUUAGUGUAUAAAUAAAUCUGAUCAUGCUAAUCCUCCUCUCGGUCGUGCACGUUUUUUGUUUGUUUUUUAAUGAAGCUGAUGAGAAAUCAAUCCUCGUACCGGUGGAUAACAUUAUUUAUAAUAUCUGGGUUAUAUGUAGGUUUUAAUGUGUAUAUUUAUGUAGUCUUUUCUGUCAUAAUCGACAUUAGGGAUUGCGGGGAGCAUUUGUGUCGCGAUGACGUGGGCUGGGACACCAGUGCGUGGAAGGCAGAACUUCCAUUCGUCCCUUUUAAAAAGUUACAGUUCAUUUAUUUAACCAUCACCAUUACUGUGAAGCUGUCCAAUUACGGUAUAAAUAACCCAUAAGACAAAUAUCUUGGAUAUUUACUCCUUGAACCUCUUCUCCUCUGUCGUCCUCUGAUCGGUCAGCGGAGCACCGUUGCUAGGGACGGCGGUGUCCCUAGCAACGGUGUGUUACACCUCUGUUUACGUAAAUAACAGACGCGAGAAUGCAGCGAUUGACAACAUUCAACAUGGACCAGUGGCUACUCAAUUAUUGGAACGUUUGAAAUCAAGGAUUACAGAUGUGUUAAGCCAACCACACUUGAAUUUGGACUACUUCCAGUAUGUGGUAAAUCAAGAAGCAUUUAUUCUGACAGCUGCCUCUAAUACUUUAAACAUUCCAACUGAAAUUGUAGAGUGUCUUUUAUCCCUGCAAAGUAAGAUCGAUGCAGCUGUUUCCCAAGAGAGCCUGUGUGCUUUUGUUAGAGUUGGAGGACAAGGCAGACCAAAGUUCCUUUUUUCUGAGGAACUUCUGUCCCAGCUCAUCAACGUCCCCUUACCGCUGUCUUGCAUAGCAAAUCUGUUGGGUGUCAGCCAAAGCACAAUCUUCCAGCGUAUGCGUGAACUUGGAUUGUCCACAAGAUUUACAUACAGCAACUUAUCUGAUAGUGAACUGGAUGACGCUGUACGGUCAAUAAAAAGCAGGAUCCCAAAUGCAGGAUACAGAAUGGUGAAAGGUUGUCUGCAAGCUGAUGGGCAUAGAGUUCAGUGGGAUCGUAUCAAGGAGUCCAUGCACAGAGUUGAUGCUCCAGGAGUUUUGGAAAGGAUGACACACCUGGGGUGCAUAGUGAGGAGGACCUACUUUGUGCAGGGGCCUUUGUCAUUAGUACACGUAGACACAAACCACAAGCUGAUACGGUACAACAUCAUCAUAUUUGGUGGAAUAGAUGGCUACUCGAGAAAGAGAACUAUUUUUUUUCUGCAACCAGCAACAAAUAACCGCUCAAGCACUGCUCAUUCAUUAUUUUUGAAGGCAGUAGAAAACUAUGGCUGGCCUUCCAGGGUCAGAGGCGAUGAAGGCGUUGAGAAUGUCUUAAUUGCUGAAACCAUGUUCACUGUUAAAGGCACUGGAAGAGGGAGCUUCAUAGCUGGGAGGAGUGUACAUAAUCAAAGAAUUGAACGGCUGUGGCGAGAUGUCUGGACCUGUGUGACACACCUUUUCUAUGAAGUUCUUCACAGUCUUGAGGAAGAUGGCCUGUUGGACUUGGCAGAUUCUGUUCAUCUGUUUUGUGCCCACUAUGUUUUCCUUCCACGUCUGGCAGCGGCCCUGCAUAGCUUCACAGAAGGCUGGGACAACCAUCCCCUAAGGACAGAAGGUGGACUCUCCCCAAACCAGCUCUGGGUUUUGGGUCACAUGAAGAACCCUUGUGACCCAAAUGAAGAUUUGCAGAACACGGAGCUAUUUGGAACAGACUGGGAAAUGUUUGAUGCUGUGCAAGAGGAACCAUAUGGCGUUCAAGUCCAGGAAAUUGACUGUCCUCUGGAUCCAUAUAUUAUGGAAACUGUACAGGCCAUGAUAAAUCCGUUGGCAUCAUCAGAAUCAUUUGGCCGAGACAUUUACAUAACAAUGAUUCAGUGUAUUGAAAAUCUAACGGCAACACAAGAAAUGACUGAGAUGUAAGACCUUGUAAAACAUUUGCAGGCAGUCUUGUUGGUUGGUUUUUUUAAUUUUUUUUAAACAACUUUGGCAGGAACCAUUAUA